UUCUCUUUUCCUCUUUCCCGGGUAUUAUCGGCAGAGGUCGCAUGGCAGAGAGGGAAGUCCGACCACUUCUGUGCUAGUGCGAGAAUAUGUGCACAACAAAGCCAGUGUGAGCGCACCGAGCCAGAGCGACGCACGCAGAAAGAGGCCGAGACUUAUUCAAAAGCCAAAGACUCGUUAAGUUUUGGAGCGUUUGACUUGAUUUGUUGUGGAAUACCGGGAUCGAGUUUUUUUUUUUUUGCCAGCACGUGUAGUGCAUCCAUGACAGUCUGAGCAUCGCCGCAGCACUUAGGAGUGCACCGACAACUUCUUUCUUUCUCUCCCACUCUCUCUUUUCUCCUUUUUUUCCUCCCGGUCGAGACAACAGUUUUGAGUCCACGCUGGGAGUGAUUUGAUGCGUUCAGGCUCGCUCAACCUGAGAUGGACGUGAGAUUUUACCCUGCACCCCCGGCCAAUGUGGGUUCAUGCUCCCUACCUGCUGACCCGACUUGCUUGAGCUCGCUGGACUAUUACCACUCCAACAAGGCCCGGUACAGUGUGGGUGAGCGAGGGGUCAGGCUCCACUCUGCCCCCCCUCCAGGCAUCAGUCCAGCUAGGAAAAGACUGCCCACUGCUGUGUUUGAUGGUGACAACAUGUACAUGAAUGACAAUAACCAAGAGUUUCGGUCACCAAACCAGAGCUAUUCCAGUCAGGGCAGAGGCAGCAGUGGCGGUGGAGGAGGUGGAACAGGGGAUGAAGACUACGAGAUCCCCCCAAUUACGCCCCCCAACCAUGCUGACCCCUCUCUGCUGCACCUCAUGGAGCAUGAGUCAGGGUACCCCUUCCACUCUUUGCCCCACAAUGGCCUGCUCAACACCUACUCCUACCCUGAGCUGCCCGCCCUUAUGAUGUCCAACAUGCUGGGUCAGGACACCCACCUCCUCUCGGGGCAUAUGCACUCAAUAAGCAACGACAAGCGGGCCACCGCAGAAAUGAUGAAGCCCAAACCCAAACCCCAAAAGAAGAAGAAGAAGAAGGACCCCAACGAGCCACAGAAGCCUGUGUCGGCGUACGCGCUCUUCUUCCGAGACACCCAGGCGGCCAUUAAGGGUCAGAACCCCAAUGCCACCUUUGGAGACGUCUCUAAGAUUGUGGCUUCCAUGUGGGACAGCCUCGGAGAGGAGCAGAAGCAGGGCUACAAGAGGAAAACUGAGGCGGCAAAGAAGGAGUACCUGAAAGCCUUGGCGGCGUACAGAGCAAGUCUGGUUUCCAAGACAUAUAAUGAUCCAGAGCCAAAAAGUGCCCAGCAGACAAGCCAGCCCUCCCACAUGCUGCCCCCAAAGCAGGCCCUGUACAGCCCCCAGCCCUCCUCACCCUACCUGGGCCCUUCGGGCUCCUUCCCCCUGUCGGACCUCCAGAGCUACGCCGGGCCGCCGCGCCACAGCCUGGCCUCCACCCUCAGCCAAUCGCAGAUGCUGCCACCCAGCAUGAGUGCCUCGCCCCCUUCCCCCUUCCAGAUCAGCCCACCCCUUCACCCCCACGCCCAGCUCUCCCUGCACCAGAGCCCCCUGCUCAACCAGCCAAUCCGCAUGCAGCAGUCGCAGCCAAUCAUCUCACACCAAAUGGGGCUCCAGGCGCCUUUGCAUUCCCCUCCUCUCAGCCAACAGGGGUUCUCCCACAUGCAGGCUGACUACCAGAACAGUGUCGGGGGCUCCCAGUCUCCAGGAGCCCCCAACCCAGUUCAUGGCCAGAACCCUGACUGGGACAGUGAAUACUGCAACAGGGACUGUGGACCCAACCAUUGCAGCAGUGGCAUGGGAGCUCGGGACAAGCCGCUCUACCUCACUUGAAGUUGAAAGAGUUCAGCACGUUUGAUUCCAGGGAGAUCUCCAACAUGACAUCAUCAAUAUAUCCGCUUUAACACCGUUUUGGUUCCUUUUUUUUUUCUUCUUCUUAUUCUACUACUUCUGGUGGAUUUUGAAAAUCCCAAAGACUGCUCCAGCAUCUUCACCUAUUUGCCAAGCACUUAGAUCGGCCACGAGCCUGAGGCACUUUUCUUUUUUCUCUCUCUCUUAUCGCUCGACUUUGGCUACUUCUUUUUUUUUUUUUCCGCGGGGGCAGCGAGCUAUGAGCUCAUGCCAGCCUACUGGAAAGAAAAAUGUCCUCUCGGUCUUUUGUUUUGAAAUUUUUAGAGAUGCUUUCAGGAGGGCGGCAAACUCAGAGCAUCCUCGAAGAGAAAGGCUCGGCAGGUGUGCACGUACUUUCCAAAGCAUCAACUCCCCUCAUGAAGGACUUCCUCCGUUCUUUAUUUCUCACAGAGAGAUUGUAAAUAUCACCAAAAAAAACCCAAGCAGACCCCUCCUAUGUGUGUAUUUAGCUGCAGUCCCUUGCUUUCUUUGCUUUUAACCGUUUGCUGAUGAGAAAGCGAGGGGAUGAAACGCACUAAAACUUGUGUUCAGUCUUCUCCCCCAAACGAGAGAGAGAGAGAGAGGAGGGGGGGACAAUCCGGUCUCCCUGACGAUGGGGAGCUGUCGUCACAUGACCUCAGGACGUUUGCAGAACUGCAGAGGUCGAAGAUUUCAACCUUUUAUGACCCUCCUCCCGCACCCCCAAGCCACGCCCUCUGCCCCCCCAUCCCCUCCAACACCACUUGUACAGGUGAAUAAAAAAAUUAAAAAAAGCUAAAUGUGAAAUGUUAACUAAAGAAAAAAAACAGUGGGUUUUGAAGUUUUGACUAGUUUUAUUAGGUGUUUUAGAAUUGUGUUGAACUCAUCUUUAUCAUCUUUUAUGGAGAAUUAAAAAAAAAAGUCUAUUUUGGUUUUCACUGUAGCAGGAUUUAAGACGGGGUAUAUAAUUCAGUUUUGUGUAUAAAGCCUGCCAAAUGUACUUCUAUCAAGUCACCAAGCAUUUUUCUUUGACAUAAUGGACAUUAUAUUAUAUUGGGUUGGUUUAUUAUUGAUAAAGAAGUAACAUGCUGGCUUUUCUCAUCAGGGUGCAUUAUGAUUAUUAUUAUUAAUAAUAAUUAUUAUUAUUAUAACAUGAGUCAUUGAAAUAUUUUCGGAAAGUAUUGUUGGUACAUUACCACUGGACCAGCAUUAGCUUCAUUUCGUGUCACAAAUAUUCCUUUGCUUUCUUUUUGUCUGUAAUAAAAUGUUGAAAGUA
Messenger RNA from Nerophis ophidion (straightnose pipefish), 3139 nucleotides. RefSeq names its product thymocyte selection-associated high mobility group box protein TOX-like. Gene Ontology annotation, cellular component: nucleus. Gene Ontology annotation, biological process: regulation of transcription by RNA polymerase II. The record is from RefSeq and is a predicted model, not a curated record. NCBI's taxonomy places the organism in Eukaryota, Metazoa, Chordata, Actinopteri, Syngnathiformes, Syngnathidae. Gene Ontology annotation, molecular function: chromatin DNA binding. The transcript has 9 exons. Bases 418 to 1827 code for a protein of 469 amino acids.